AAAGGAUUUAAUGCUCGCUACAGGGGAUGCCAUUCAAGUCGGGCGGGAAUCCAUCCUUCUAUGGAUUUGUAGGAGUAAGGAAUUGCUACGUGUACAAGGCUUAGCUUUGCUUGAUAGUAUUGUAACUUACGAAUCAGUUGGAGCCUAAAGGAUCAUUAUUUCUGAAGUCUUGGAAAUGGUCAAGAAUAUAUGAUUAUGAUUGAUCUUCACUGAUACGAUGGGAUUGAGAGAGGUUAUAUUGAUGUUAGCAAAAGGCAAGAGACAGAGUAACGGUUGAAAUGUUAUGAUUAUUAUUAUCGGUUUGGAUUUUUUAGUUGUUUUGUACUCGUAAUACAUGUUUUUCUUCUUUUUGUUCUGUUCACUUGUUGGUAGUUUGAUUGUGGCGAAGAUGAAGCGGAUGAUGAACAAAACAGGCACCGGCAUCUCUUCCAUUAUUCAGUCUCUUGUAGCACGAGUUUCUGGGGCAUUGGUACUUUGUAUGGGACUUUUUGUGCCUGUUAUUGCUAGUAAGAGGCCUAAACUUCUUCCCACAGAGUGUGCAUUAUAUUGGAAUGGUUCAGACCUUAACAAGUAUAUUAAUCAAUUCAUGGUGACAAACGAAGUGGCAGAAGCUGUAAGGUGGAAGAACUUACUCGACAUGUCCGAAGUUGUACGACCUUUUGGAUGUUUCAACCGAGGAGACUUUGCAAAGAUGCAAUAUCUCCCAUAGCGUCUCGACGGAUUCAUGUUGGUAGUCUUUUAUCCACACGCAGACAGGCUUCAGUCGGUGCACUUCGGCCUGUAGAGCGUGUAACUCCCAGCUCUCAUCCUUUCUAGAUGGUGCGCCAGGCCUCGUGCUGAUCUUGUGGUAAUAGAUCGCGUCCCUGCUUGCGUAUCCAUGUCUCCUCGUGAACACUGUGAGCACAAGGAGCGUAGAGGAGAUGACGGUCUCGAAUGGUUGUGUGUGUAGUAGAUGAUGAUGUAUUUGCGUGAUGAGGGUUGGAGUGUUUGUGUAGUAGGUAUCAAGGUUAAAGAUUAUGAUUGGGAUGUUUGAAAUGGCAAGUUGGGAGUGGUUAUGGAAAGGUGAGAAUAAUGAGGAAAGAAGAAAAGUCUGGAUAGAGCAGAGGCCACAUAUUUAUACCGAAAUCUUCAAGGCAAUAGAAGUCAUAAACCGUAUCCGGACUCUGCUUGAGCGUGUGCUUGUUCUCCUCGUGUUCGGGCGGACAGGAAGGAAAGUGACAAGAGACAACUUAAG
Molecule: messenger RNA, 1234 nt
Organism: Fusarium redolens
Lineage: Eukaryota; Fungi; Ascomycota; Sordariomycetes; Hypocreales; Nectriaceae
Exons: 2
Coding region: 335-709 (124 amino acids)
Source: RefSeq, a predicted model, not a curated record